AUAGGUUUUUCUAUUACUCUACAAAUAUGCGGUUGACUUUGCGCUUACUAUCCUCGGCGAUCGCAAAAAGACCAUUCUAUGUCACGACUCCGAUAUUUUACGUUAACGCUCCACCACACAUCGGUCACUUGUACUCAGCAGUAGUAGCAGAUGCCAUACAGAGGUUUGAAAAGCUCAUCAGUCCUGACUGUAAUGUCAUAUUCAGUACGGGUACAGACGAACACGGUACAAAGAUCCAGCAAGCAGCAUUAAAAGCUAACCUCUCCUUACCGCACUACUGUGACACCGUGAGCAAUGAGUACAGGCAAUUAUUCAAGGAUUUUGAUGUCGAAUACACGGAUUUUAUACGUACAACUGAGGAAAGACAUACUAAAGCAGUUACACAUUUCUGGAACGAGCUGCUCAAAAAUGAUUACAUUUACAAAGCAAAAUAUUCAGGAUGGUACAGCGUUAACGAUGAGGCUUUUGUACCCGAGACACACAUUAAAGAAGAGAUCAGAGACGGUGAGAAGAUAAAAGUGGCAACGGACUCGGGGCAUCCCGUCGAGUGGACUGAAGAGUCCAACUAUAUGUUCAGGAUGAGCGCCUUCAGAACUCACCUUCAGGAGUGGCUCAGGACUGAUGGUGUUGUGACACCGGCCAAAUACCAAAAGCAGCUUCUGGACAUGCUGAGAAACGACACUUAUUUCCCGGACAUAUCCGUCAGCAGACCUUCGUCCAGAGUGCACUGGGCCAUUAGGGUCCCAAACGAUGAGGAGCAAAGCAUAUACGUGUGGCUGGACGCUCUGAUCAACUAUCUGACUGUGAUCGGCUACCCUGACGACGACGCGAUGAAGCUCCGCGGCCGACCCUGGCCGGCCGACGUCCACGUCAUCGGGAAGGACAUCCUCAAGUUCCACGGGCUGUACUGGCCCGCGUUCCUGAUGGCGGCGCGCCGGCCCCCGCCGCGGCGGCUGCUGUGCCACGCGCACUGGACCGUGGACGGCAGCAAGAUGUCCAAGUCGCGCCGCAACGCCGUGCCCCCCCGCCGCGCGCCCGCGCCCCCCGCCGCGCUGCGCUACCUGCUGCUGCGGGGGAGCACCCUGCCGCACGACGCCAACUACAGCGAGACGAAGCUGAUCAACAUCGCGAACUCCGAGCUGGCGGACACGCUCGGCAACCUCGCCUCGCGCUGCUGCGGCGCCGCGCUCAACCCGCGACAAGAGUUCCCCGCGCUGCGCCGCCCGCACCCCCGCGCGCGCCCCCUGCGAGACGCGCUCGACCGCCUGCCCGACGCGUGCUACGAGCACUACACGAACUAUGAGUUCUACAAGGUGGCGGACGCGGUGAUGCACUGUCUCCACCAAGCGAACCUGUUCUUCGAGACUGAGAGGCCCUGGGAGUUAAAGAACAGGGCGGAGUGUCAGUCGGAGCUGGACGCGGUGCUGCACAUCACGAUGGAGACGCUGCGGGUGUGCGGCAUCGUGCUGCAGCCGCUGGUGCCGGGGCUGGCGGGGCGGCUGCUGGACCGGCUGGCGGUGGCCGAGCGGGGCUGGCGGGACCUGCGCCCCUCGUGGCAAGCAGCUGACGCCAUACACGAGACCAGACGCAUCCAGGGCGGGAAGUUCGUGCUGUUUCCCAGGAUUAGUAAAGACAAGGACAAUUUGCACAAAAAGCAGGCGAGUGCGUGACGGCCAGAGAUACCGCCACGCGAUGUCAAACAAAUAGUCUCAGCAUCAGUGUGCUUAGUGCGAGUUUCUUAACGUUCUCGAUAGCGUAAAAGUUAAAUCAAUUUUGUAUGCAGUCGGAACAGCGCCCCUAGCGGCGAACGUACGCAAACGAGCCCAUUCCAUACAAAUAUGAGCUAACUUUUACGCUAUCGAGAGCGUUAAGAAACUCGCACUAAGCACACAGAGUAUCUUUACAACUCUGCUUAAAUAUAUCAUGAGGGUACUUCCAUCUAAACUCAAAGGGGCGAUAAUAUCGAGCCCCGUCGUGUCGAAUUGACGAGAACUGUAUAUAUACUAUUAGUAAGUUGCGGCUUUCAAUCAGCCCUACCACAGUUGAUGUCCAUGGGCGACGAUGAUAACGUGUAACAUAUUAUUCUGAUCUUAGUGAACGUUCUUUGUGAUGGAUCGUAUGAUUAAAAUUU
Bombyx mandarina (wild silkworm) is the source of this 2131-nucleotide messenger RNA. It is a transcript of the gene MetRS-m, whose product is annotated as Methionyl-tRNA synthetase, mitochondrial. NCBI's taxonomy places the organism in Eukaryota, Metazoa, Arthropoda, Insecta, Lepidoptera, Bombycidae. The record is from RefSeq and is a predicted model, not a curated record. Gene Ontology annotation, biological process: methionyl-tRNA aminoacylation. Gene Ontology annotation, molecular function: ATP binding; methionine-tRNA ligase activity.